GAAUAGCGAAAAAGGAUUCUAAACCCUUUCACCAUACUUUGGCCAUACCUGAGAGAUCGCGUAUCCUGAAUGCGGAGUUAUUCCGGGUUCGUUGUUUUUGUGACUUUAUGCACCACACGCCACGAUGAAUCCACGUGAAGUUGAGACGCUGUUCUCUAUUUUGCACAAGGUCGAGGAGCAGAAGAACAAGAGCAGUGCCGCCGCGGUAAAUGAGCUUCGCAAUCUCAACUUCCAACUUUACGCUGCAACUCUGCGAUCAAACGAUGAACGAUUUUCGGCCAGUGUGCUGGAGGAAGGUUUGCAGAAAUAUCAGAAUCUCAUGAUCAAUCCGGAAGGUGUCAAUAAUUAUUGCGACGAUGUGAUUGAGCUGCUCAACAAACAGCCUUCGGAAAUCAUGGAUGAUGACUCCGACCUCACCACCACGGCUCUUGGCGAUCCAUUCAGCUAUGUACGCAGGCCCAGCUGCCAUGGCCGGUACGAGAACUGUCGGUAUGACGAGAUUUCCUCAGACACUUUGUCGCAAAUUAUGACUCCGAGCAACGACGAACCACCGAAUGUUCCGCCGUCACACGACGCAAAGAAGAAUCACGAAACUGUACCGCGGCCCUUCCCACAAAAGGAAUCCGUUGCUGCACCGCCAGUUGCCAAAGCUCAAGUUUCCAUUGAGGACAUAUCAAGGCGUGUGUUUGGCGGAACCACCAGCAGCAGCAACUCGGUGUUUACACCGAAGGUACCCGUAUCGAAACCGGAAACGAAAGCCGUGGCACAACCGGAACCAUCAAAAGCCGGUUCAGAGAGUGGUUUCCGUACGGCUAAGGAUGAGCUUCAAAUUCAAAACAUGAAGAAAUAUGGCACGGCGAAUCCUCCCAAUAAGGCUCCGCUCUUCUCGUACGGUCGUAAAACAUUGGGAGGACGUCGUACGUUGGGCAGUAAAUUUGUUUGCCCCGUACGCCCCGAUAGUGACGGUGAAACGGGCGGUCAACGGCAAUCGGAUGGAAGAUCCGUACGUUCCGGGAACGAACAGUCUUCAGGCGGAGAAAGCCAGGAGGAGGAGAUUAUUGACGAACGAUUGAAAAAUAUCGACCCGAAGAUGGUGGAACUGAUUCGCAGCGAAAUUAUGGACCGUUUUCAGCCACUUUCCUGGGACGACAUUGCCGGGCUCGAGUACGCGAAAACCAUCAUCAAGGAAGCGGUUGUGUGGCCCAUUUUGCGGCCGGAUAUUUUUACCGGACUUCGUAAACCACCGCGUGGUAUCCUGUUGUUCGGGCCACCGGGUACGGGCAAAACGUUAAUUGGCAAGUGUAUCGCUUCCCAGUCGAAAUCGACCUUUUUCAGUAUCAGUGCCUCAUCGUUGACAUCGAAAUGGAUCGGCGAUGGGGAGAAGAUGGUCCGGGCACUGUUUGCGGUGGCCGCCGUUCAUCAGCCGGCGGUCGUGUUCAUCGACGAGAUUGAUUCGCUGCUUUGCCAGCGUUCCGAAACCGAGCACGAAAGCUCACGUCGCCUGAAGACGGAGUUUCUGGUGCAGCUGGAUGGUGCUGCCACGGCAGAGGAUGAACGCAUCCUUAUAGUCGGUGCCACGAACCGACCGCAAGAGUUGGAUGAAGCGGCACGGCGCCGUUUGGUGAAACGAUUGUACAUUCCGCUGCCCGAUCUACCGGCCAGGAUUCAAAUAUUGACCCGGCUACUGCAACAGGAACGUAACUCUAUGACGGUGGAAGAGAUCGAACGGGUUGGCAACCUAACCGAGGGCUUUUCAGGAGCGGAUAUGAAGGUUCUGUGUCACGAAGCCUCGAUGGGUCCGAUCCGCUCGAUACCGUUCGAACAGUUGGGUGAUAUCGCCAAGGACCAGGUGCGACCGAUAUGCCACGAUGACUUUCAGCUUGCCUUGGCGAAGGUGAAAGCGAGUGUAUCGCCCGCUGAUCUGAAUCAGUACGUUGUCUGGGAUCGUACCUACGGUGCUGGGGCAUCCUGAAACAUU
Messenger RNA from Anopheles darlingi, 1978 nucleotides. RefSeq names its product fidgetin-like protein 1. Lineage: Eukaryota; Metazoa; Arthropoda; Insecta; Diptera; Culicidae. The transcript has 3 exons. Gene Ontology annotation, molecular function: ATP binding; ATP hydrolysis activity; microtubule severing ATPase activity. The record is from RefSeq and is a predicted model, not a curated record. The coding region runs from base 125 to 1972 and encodes 615 amino acids.